AUGCGAAAAAUCAAUGGCGUCUUAUGGAUUGGCCGGACGGUGGUUUCCCGCGGUGGUAGCCCGUCGUAUUUCCGCGAUGGCGACGCACUUGACCGUGGCUACUCGACCAAUAUGCGCGGAGACGGAAUGUCGCGUUUUAGGCGUUUGUUUAAGUGUUCCCUGCCAAAGUGUAAUUUUCACUUUCUAGCGAUGGAGAAGCCCGAGUCCUCCACCGGCGAUGAGAGCAAUGUCGAACUUGAGGACCGGGACCCUAACAGCUUAAAUAAGCAUCUACAGGUGAUGUGGGAUGACGUGAUUGGGGAACCGGAAGGAAUACGCAGUCCAGAGUGCGCGUGGCGAUUAAGCGGCCACUGCUUCCGGUUAUCCAGAAGUUGCUGUUACGUGUUUCUCUCCGUCCUUAUAGCACCAGUACUAGCUCUUUGUUUCGGCUUUACCUUUGCCUGUCUCGCGUUUCAGCAUAUAUGGUGUCUGGCGCCAUGUCUCCGCGUUUGGAAGAUCACUUGCGCAGCGACAAGGAAUUUCCUCACUUCUGUCACACAGGCCAUCGUGAGACCAGUAAUGGAUUCACUUGGCUAUUUGUUUCACAAUAUCCGAGUGUAUAAUCAAAAACUACCGGAUGGUCCAGCACAAAAGGAUGAUAUUCUCGUG
Molecule: messenger RNA, 648 nt
Organism: Heterotrigona itama
Lineage: Eukaryota; Metazoa; Arthropoda; Insecta; Hymenoptera; Apidae
Source: the annotation of a GenBank genome assembly